AUGGCUGUAAAGAAGUCUGAGUCGUCAACCUUGUUGGAGAAGGUGGAUGGGGACAAAGACGCUGAUGAGUCCAAACCAGAGCCAGCUCCCAGGUCCAAACCACCGAGCAUCACCCCCAAACCGCCUCCAUCCCAGGCCACCAAACUCCCACAGGGGGCGCACACCUCUUGCCCAACCAGUCCCACCAGUCCAACCAGUCCCAGGGCAAACAGCACCUACAUUCAAGAUGACUCUGAGGUUCCAGUAGGCAGCUCCUCUGCUAAAGGACCACUUCCUGCUCCUCGCCUGAAGAGGGCGCCAUCGGAGCAGGAGCGAGAGAGCACCAGCAGCAACCCUGCAGGACCCCUGUCUCCACUGGACGUUGAUUUUUCUGGAGACGGCGGCGAUGCGUUUGACCCGCCCGGUGCAGGAAGCGAGCCUGGAGCCGGCGGUGGUAGACAGUGGUCGUCUCUGAAGAGCUCAGCGAGUCCUCCUCCUGCCGGGGAGCAAGACCGGGAGCGCACCAAGUCGCUCCCCACUUACGUGACGCCUCCAUCUCUGGCGGACACAGAUCUCAGUCCAGCUGAGGAGGAGGUUCAAUCUCCAACUGACAACAAAUCAGAGGAGGAGUCCAGCGAAGACACUCCUUCAGUCUGA
Messenger RNA from Seriola dumerili (greater amberjack), 636 nucleotides. RefSeq names its product formin-like protein 6. Lineage: Eukaryota; Metazoa; Chordata; Actinopteri; Carangiformes; Carangidae. The record is from RefSeq and is a predicted model, not a curated record. The transcript is spliced from 6 exons. The coding region runs from base 1 to 636 and encodes 211 amino acids.